This is a messenger RNA of Heterostelium album PN500, 627 nucleotides long. RefSeq lists its product as uncharacterized. The record is from RefSeq and is a predicted model, not a curated record. The coding region runs from base 1 to 627 and encodes 208 amino acids. Lineage: Eukaryota; Evosea; Eumycetozoa; Acytosteliales; Acytosteliaceae. The transcript has 6 exons.
AUGUUUAAAAUUAAAUCAUUAUUAUUUUUUUCACUCUUGGUUUUAGGCUGUUUAAUGAUCAAAGGGUCAUCAGCCCACUCUUGUUGUAAUUUAUUUUCUGGAAAUGACUACUAUGAAUUUAGUGCAUUAGCAAAUAAAGAUUCUUGGUCUAUCUUGGGUUCCGAUAAUUUCUACUAUUACUUUAAUAUAUGUGCUGCUUCAGCCAAGUGUGCAGUAACAGGUACAAAUAGCGCUACAAUGGUGUUAAAGGUGGUUCAAUUAAAUACUAUGAUGGAGAUGUGUCCAAAUGGAACUGUUAGAUCCACUGAGAUUAUGAUGUUGUGUGGAACUGGAAAUACUCAGGUAUUAAGUGUUGAAGGUGUAUCUUAUUGUCAAUACUUAAUUAAAAUGAGCAGCCCAUUGGCAUGUCCAAUUUCCAACCCAAACACAACUUCAACUACUUGUAGUGGGGCCGGUCGUAUCUACACAGGCGGUUCUCUCUAUCAAUUAUUUUAUAAUCAUGUGACUGUAUUUGAAGAUGCUGAUUCUCCAACAAAGCUUCUCACUGUUUGUAAAUCACAUUCUAUUUUAGCAUUAUCAAGACAAUCUAUACUUUUGUUGGUUUUGAAAACUAAAAUUCUGUCUUAG